This is a messenger RNA of Capsella rubella, 1326 nucleotides long. RefSeq names its product putative FBD-associated F-box protein At1g55030. NCBI's taxonomy places the organism in Eukaryota, Viridiplantae, Streptophyta, Magnoliopsida, Brassicales, Brassicaceae. The coding region runs from base 1 to 1326 and encodes 441 amino acids. The transcript is spliced from 4 exons. Gene Ontology annotation, molecular function: protein binding. The record is from RefSeq and is a predicted model, not a curated record.
AUGAAACCAAGCAAGACAAAGGAUUCUUCAAUGAAACGAAGGAAGAAGAGUAGGAAAAGUUCUAAUAAUGUGGACAGGAUUAGCGAGUUGCCUGAAGCUUUGAUUCAGAAGAUACUAUGCUUACUUCCUACAAAAGCUGCCAUAGCCACAAGUGUUUUGUCUAAACAAUGGCGGUCUCAUUGGAAACUGAUGCCUGAACUCAAGUUUGAUGCUUUAGAUCAUGAGCUUGACAUCGAGAGUAUUAACAAGUCUUUGUUUGCACAUAAGGCUCUUGUUCUACAGAGAUUGCAUCUCAAACUUCGUUUAACUGGACGUAGUGAACUUACAGUGGAUUUUGGAAUCUUGAUUGGAAUUGCAUUAACCCGCAAUGUUCGUGAGUUGGUACUCAAAGUUCACUCAAGCAGAGGUUUGUUUAAGUUUCCAAAAAUCUUGUAUGACUGUGAAAAACUAGAGACUUUGAAACUCAUGCUCCGGCUUGUUCUGGAUGUCCCUUCUACGGUUUCUCUGAGGUCUCUUAGAACACUACACCUUGAAGGUGUGGACUUCAAAGACGAGGAUUCUGUUCUUAACCUUUUAUCUGGCUGUCCUAAGCUUCAAGAUUUGGUAGUAUGUAGAGAAGCAAGUAGGAAUGUGAGUACUUUCAGAAUUGUAGUGCCAUCUUUACAAAGACUAACAAUUCAUAAUGGCGAUGGUGGGAGUUAUCAUCAAUGUUGCUUUGUGAUAAAUACUCCUUCUUUGAAAUUCUUAAAGAUUGAAGGGACUAAUACAUUUGAGUCUUCUCUGAUUGUGAACUUACCGGAGCUGAUGGAGGUAAACAUUACUAAUGUUGAUGAGAUAAGUGACGAGAAGCUUCUUAUGGUUCUCUCUUCCGUUAAACGCCUUUCGAUGGCCUUAUCACCCUUGAAGUUUAAGUUUCCUAUCGGUAUCAUCUUCGAGCAUUUGGUAUAUUUGGAGCUAUACACAUAUAAAAAAGCAUGGUGGGAUCUACUUCCCCUCUUGCUCCAUAGUUCUCCUAAAUUGCAAGUCCUCAAGCUCAUAGAUGACAUAGGUUGGAAGCACAAUGAUGGAGGUAUUGGAGAAUGGAAUCAACCAGAGAAUGUUCCUGAAUGUUUGUUGUCUCAUCUUGAAACAUUCAUGUGGAAAGGCUACAAAUGGAAACAAGAAAGAGAGAGAGAAGUGGCCAAAUACAUUCUAAAGCACACAGAUCAUUUGAAGAGAGUUAUUUUCUCCUCAAAAGACAUUAGUUAUCGAGAUAGGCUUAAGGUGGUGAAUGAUUUGAAAAGUGUUGUUAGGGAUACAAAUUCAUGCAAGUUUCAAUACAUAUGA